GACCAGCCCCCAAGUGGCCACACCCUGUGCUUCUGUCUGUCCUCCAAGCACCAAGGUCCCUCCCUCUGCACAGCCGGGGCCAGAGGCAGAGACGCCAUGACCCCCACCCUCACGGCCCUGCUCCUCCUCGGGCUGAGUGUGGGACCCAGGACCCGAGCUCAGGCAGGGACCCUCCCCACACCCUCCAUCUGGGCUGAGCCAGGCUCUGUGGUCCCCUGGGGUAGCGCUGUGAACAUCUGGUGUCAGGGGACCCUGGAGGCCGUGGAGUUCUAUCUGGAUAAAGAUGGACACUCAGUGCCCUGGGACAGACAACCCACAGUGGAGCCCAGGGACAAGGCCAAGUUCUCCAUCAUAUACAUGACAGAGCAGUAUGCAGGCCAAUAUCACUGUUCCUAUCAGAGCCCCGCUGGCUUGUCAGAGCGCAGUGACCCCCUAGAGCUGGUGGUGACAGGAUUCCAUGGCAAACCCCGUCUCUCAGCCCUGCCCAGCCCCAUGGUGACCUCAGGAGGGAAGGUGACCCUCCAGUGCACCUCAUGGAUGGGAUUCCAUAGGUUCGUCCUGAUGAAGGAAGGAGAACCCAGACCCACCUGGACCCUGGACUCCCAGCGACCCACCAGUGGGCAGUUCCAGGCCCUGUUUCCUGUGGGCCCCAUAACUCCCAACGUCAGGUGGACCUUCAGAUGCUAUGGCUAUUUCAGAAACACCCCCCACAUGUGGUCACUCUCCAGUGAUCCCCUGGAGCUCCUGGUCUCAGGAACCUCUGGAGGCCCCAGCCCCCCACCCACAGAUCCCAGCUCAACAGCUGGAGCAGUUGACACCAUCAGCCCAUCACAAAACAAGUCAGACCACAACACUGGAUCACUGCAGUCAGAGAGGAAUCCAAGAUGCAUCCAGGAGGUAAACUCGAGAGAGAACAACGCAACGAUCAGAAUGACAGAGUCUGGGAAGCACAUCUUAUGUGCCCAGGAAUUUCUGGAAGAGUAUGUGAGCCAUGUGCUGUGGGAACUGUCAACAUUCCCUGUUGCCCAGACCAGUCCUCAUCCUCUGUGACAUCAUCUCCAACCUCCAAAGACUUAUUCCACAUACCACACGACAUAGUGGUCAAGUAUAUAUCUUUUGUCAUUAUUUAUUUGACACCCAUAACAUUCCCAGGACUAGUAAUGAUCAGAGAACAGGAUCCAUGUGAAUUUAGCACAUACUUUAGUAUUCAUGCUUGGAGCAUUGUGUGAAAUCUAGUUAACUUUUGUAUAGAUUCCUGGGAGGAUGGAUGGAUUCAGGAUCGAUUAUAAAUGGAAAGACAGACAGAAAAGUUUACCUCUACACAAACAUACACAGCAAUCUGCAAUAAAUUAACUCAGCAUCCUC
Messenger RNA from Prionailurus viverrinus (fishing cat), 1365 nucleotides. RefSeq names its product leukocyte immunoglobulin like receptor A5 (gene LILRA5). Lineage: Eukaryota; Metazoa; Chordata; Mammalia; Carnivora; Felidae. The record is from RefSeq and is a predicted model, not a curated record. The coding region runs from base 97 to 1050 and encodes 317 amino acids. Gene Ontology annotation, biological process: cytokine-mediated signaling pathway. Gene Ontology annotation, molecular function: inhibitory MHC class I receptor activity. The transcript has 7 exons.